Trichosurus vulpecula (common brushtail) is the source of this 789-nucleotide messenger RNA. Its product is annotated as carbonic anhydrase 13. The record is from RefSeq and is a predicted model, not a curated record. The coding region runs from base 1 to 789 and encodes 262 amino acids. The transcript is spliced from 7 exons. Gene Ontology annotation, molecular function: zinc ion binding; carbonate dehydratase activity. Gene Ontology annotation, cellular component: cytoplasm. NCBI's taxonomy places the organism in Eukaryota, Metazoa, Chordata, Mammalia, Diprotodontia, Phalangeridae.
AUGUCCAGGCUCAGCUGGGGCUACUGCGAGCACAAUGGCCCUGUUCAUUGGAGUGAACUUUUCCCAAUUGCUGAUGGGGAUCACCAAUCUCCGAUUGAGAUCAAUACCAAAGAAGUGAAAUAUGACUCUUCUCUCCGGCCUCUCAGUAUCAAGUAUGAUCCAACCUCAGCCAAAAUAAUCAGCAAUAGUGGUCAUUCCUUCAGUGUGGACUUCGAUGAUUCAGAAGACAAAUCAGUUCUGAGAGGAGGUCCCCUCACUGGAACCUACAGGCUACGACAAUUUCACCUUCACUGGGGCUCCACUGAUGAUCAGGGCUCUGAACACGCAGUAGAUGGAAUGAAAUAUGCAGCAGAGCUCCAUGUGGUUCAUUGGAAUUCAGACAAGUACCCCAGCUUUGUUGAGGCAGCUCAUGAACCUGAUGGAUUGGCUGUUUUAGGUAUUUUUUUACAGAUUGGCGAACAUAAUCUACAACUGCAGAAAAUUACUGAUAUUUUGGACUCCAUUAAGGAAAAGGGUAAACAAAUCCGCUUCACCAAUUUUGACCCAACGACUCUACUUCCUCCAUCGUGGGACUACUGGACAUAUCCGGGCUCCCUUACUGUUCCCCCUCUUUUGGAGAGUGUCACAUGGAUAGUUUUGAAGCAGCCUAUAAGUAUCAGCUCUCAACAGCUAGCCAAAUUCCGAAGUCUCCUGUACACUGCAGAGGGGGAGGCAGCUGCCUUCUUGUUGAGCAACUACCGUCCACCACAGCCUCUGAAGGGCCGAAAAGUGAGAGCCUCUUUCCGCUAA